AUGUUCAAUAACGAUGAAGAUGGAGGACUUUACUUUGAUCCUGAAGACCAAGAACUCAUCAAAUAUCAUCAGCUACCCAAGUUAGAAACGUAUCUACAACCCAAGUCGAAAGAUGAAGAGUGUGAAGACCUCAUCGUGAUGAAGAACGUUUACGAUAAGGAGCCAUGGUUGCUGGACAAUACUAAUCAUCCUUUGUUCAGGAAGAACGAGUGGUUUUAUUUCGUGACAAGGACUCAAGUGUCAGUGAAGAACAUUGGUCUUGGUAGUAACUCAAAGCGGAGGAUCGCCGGGGACAACGAUGGUGGGAGUUGGAAGCCUAACGCUAAAAAAUAUAUUGAGGACGAGGAAAAAAAGAAGACAAUAAUAGGGAAAAAGCAAACUCUAAAGUUCACUAAAAGCGACAACAAUAAGAGGCAGAAGAGAGGAGACGGUACUUCUGCUGCCGUUCCUGGGAGCAAUAGUAGCUGGAUUAUGUACGAGUAUUGGCUACCGGACGAAAAUACGUUUCAAGAACUAGUCCUGUGCAAGAUUCGCAAGAUAACCAAUUCUAAGGAUGAAGAAGUUGAAGCCGUGGAUGUGACAAAUGACGCAGAAGAAGAUGGGACUUGA
Brassica oleracea var. oleracea is the source of this 609-nucleotide messenger RNA. RefSeq names its product NAC domain-containing protein 78-like. NCBI's taxonomy places the organism in Eukaryota, Viridiplantae, Streptophyta, Magnoliopsida, Brassicales, Brassicaceae. Gene Ontology annotation, biological process: regulation of DNA-templated transcription. Bases 1 to 609 code for a protein of 202 amino acids. The record is from RefSeq and is a predicted model, not a curated record. Gene Ontology annotation, molecular function: DNA binding. The transcript has a single exon.